Ceratotherium simum simum (southern white rhinoceros) is the source of this 720-nucleotide messenger RNA. NCBI's taxonomy places the organism in Eukaryota, Metazoa, Chordata, Mammalia, Perissodactyla, Rhinocerotidae. The record is from RefSeq and is a predicted model, not a curated record.
AUGGAUCCCGAAGACACCAAGACGUCGGUCAAACACCAAGUGUCCCACACAGCAAAGAAGGCGGCGGUCCAAAAGCGCGCCGAGGGCCGGGCCAAAGUCCUGCCCAAAUUCAGGGACAGCUUCAAGCAUUUUUUCUUCUCACCCACUGGAGCGUUGAAGAUCCUGAGGCUGGGUCUUCUCAUAGGAGCAUUAGCUUGUUUCAUCACCACCACAGCCCAUGAGUCGUAUAUAGCAAUCACAGUUCUGGGAAUCUGCAUCGUUCUUUUUUUUAUUCUAUCAUAUAUGCUAACCCUUCACCACUUGGUGACUUAUUUAGAUUGGCCCUUACUUGAUCUUAUCAACAGUCUCAUUACAGCUGUGUUCCUUUUAAUAGUUGCUGCCUUGGCGAUACAAGAAAAGGAAAGAAGGCAUUUAUUCUAUGUUGGAGGGUCCCUGUGUCUCACGGCGGCAAUCGCGUGUCUCAUCAGUGCGACUCUGGUCACCAAGAAGAUGAGGAAUGAGGUGAAAAAAGUCCUGGGAAUCAAAAUCGAAACUAGGCCCGUCCCCGCCCAAGCACCCACCCUGGCACCCUCACAGUGCUCCGAGGGGCGCUGGGUGCGGCUGCCCCAGGAGGCCAUGGCCAGGGCCUUGACCCCGCCCUGGUCCCAGCCAACCCGAUCCGAAGGCGGGAGCAGCGGCUACAGCCCUGGGGCCACCUUGCGAGGCCUCGCUAGACGGUGA